AUGCAUUCCCACCUCCAUACCCCAUACAACAUCAAUUGCGAAGAAAUUAUGACGGCCCUGGACGAAUGCCACGCGCAAGGCUUCCUCCACAAAGCACUGGGCAACUGCAACGACAUCAAGCGCGACGUCAACAAGUGUCUGGCGGGCGAGCGGUAUGAGCGGGCCAAGCGCAAUCGGGACGACGCGCGGGAGAGGAGAAAGCGCAUUGAGAAGAUUUGGGCGGAUGAGAGGGCUGCUGCGAUGGGUCCCAGCGCGGGCGAGGGCACUACUUCUCCUGCUGCCGCUGCCGCUGCUUCUGCGGCGGCGACUGCAGAGAAGCAGUGA
Messenger RNA from Aspergillus mulundensis, 324 nucleotides. RefSeq names its product COX assembly mitochondrial protein. The record is from RefSeq and is a predicted model, not a curated record. NCBI's taxonomy places the organism in Eukaryota, Fungi, Ascomycota, Eurotiomycetes, Eurotiales, Aspergillaceae. Gene Ontology annotation, cellular component: mitochondrion. Bases 1 to 324 code for a protein of 107 amino acids. The transcript is spliced from 2 exons.